Molecule: messenger RNA, 648 nt
Organism: Mercenaria mercenaria
Lineage: Eukaryota; Metazoa; Mollusca; Bivalvia; Venerida; Veneridae
Exons: 1
Coding region: 1-648 (215 amino acids)
Biological process (GO): DNA catabolic process
Cellular component (GO): cytoplasm
Molecular function (GO): nucleic acid binding; 3'-5'-DNA exonuclease activity
Source: RefSeq, a predicted model, not a curated record
AUGGCAUUGUCCGAAUUUUUAGCAUGGCUGAAUUCCUUAAGUGAAGGGAAAGUUAUUUUAGCGGCCCACAACGGAAAGGUUUUCGAUAUGAAAUUCCUAUUGAAGUAUGUCACAGAAACAAAUUGCUUUAAUCUCUUCUGUGAAAAUGUCUAUGGAUUUAUUGACACACUACCUCUCCUUAGAAAACAGAAACCAAGGAUGAAGUCAUACAAACUAACUAAUCUGUAUGAACAGACAUUUGGUGUUACAUUCGAAGCUCACGACGCAUUACAUGAUGCAAAAGCUUUACAGGAUAUUAUCAAAGACCGGAGCAUAGCGUUCAAAGAAAUGGAAAGCUAUGUUUUGACUGCAGCAGAAGCAGUAAACUAUUUCUUGAAUAGGUGUCGGUCACGUGCUUGUGCUGCUGAAAUUGAGAAAAAAUAUUUAAAAAUGAAAAGAGUUAUUACAUGUUCUAUGGCAAAAAAGAUCUCUGAAAGUGGACUUUCUUACGACCAUUUAAACACGGCAUGCUUACGUGAUCCCGAAAAUGGAAUAAAAUUGUUGCUUUCAGAAAAAGUCAACGGGAAACCGAGAGUUACAAACAGAACGGCCAUAAUCAAGUCUAUAAAAUCACACUUUGACACUGUCCAUUCACAGCUACUUAGCUAG